AUGCGACAGUCACCUGACCUAAACGCUUCACUCCGCCCCUGCUUUAACGCCACCUGUCGCUCUCCCAGUGAAGCAGCGUGUCCAUACAGCACGGCCGAGGUCGUCCUAAUCGUCAUGGCAACCACAUCCCUUAGUCUUGUCACUGUCCUGGGCAACACUCUGGUAAUCCUGUCAAUCAAAGUGAACCGGCGCCUGCGGACCGUCAACAACUACUUCCUGUUGAGCCUGGCGGUGGCCGACCUGCUCAUCGGCCUGGUGUCCAUGAACCUGUACGCGCUCCACAUGGUGCGGGGCUACUGGCCGCUGGGCGCUGUGGUCUGUGACACGUGGCUGGUGUUGGACUACGCGGUGAGCAGUGCGUCAGUCAUGAACCUGCUCAUUAUCAGCUUGGAUCGGUACUUCUGCAUGACGCGGCCCCUCAGCUACCCAGCGCGGCGGACGGGAAGGAUGGCUGGGCUGAUGAUCGCCGCCGCCUGGCUUCUGUCUUUCAUCCUCUGGACCCCCGCCAUCCUGUGCUGGCAGAGGGUCAAAGGCAAACGCGCCGUCCCUGAUGAUGACUGUUACAUCCUGCUUCUUGGAAGUCCUGCCGUCACCAUCGGGACCACAGUGCCCUCCUUCUACCUCCCAGCGCUCAUCAUGAUUGGCCUGUACAGCAGCGUGUCCGCCGCCAGCCGCAGCCGACUGAGUACCCUCCGCUCUGACCGAGACACGCUCAGGACGUCCAGCCCAUCUGUAAAAGACUUCCUGCUGAAGCGAAGGAGCUGGGUGACCGCUGACCCCGAGACCAGGACGGGCUCAGAACUGUCUCAGAACCAAUCAGAGUCCAGCACUGCAAAGAGCAGAAGGAACCGGAAGUCUCCCAGAAGCCCCUCUGACUCCUCGUCCAACACGGACGUCCACAGGAGAGCCUCGGCGAUGCUCUCCGCCUUCCCUAGCUUCAAGUCUCAAGAGCGAAGGAAGCGUCGAGUGAUAGCGAGAGAGAGGAAGGUCACCAAGACCAUCCUGGCCAUCCUCCUGGCCUUCAUCCUCACCUGGACACCCUACAACAUCAUGGCCGUCAUCGCCCCCUUCUGUCACUUCUGUAUCCCCAAAGUCCUGUGGAGAGUGGGCUGUUGGCUCUGUUACAUCAACAGCGCCGUCAACCCCUGCUGCUACGCUCUGUGCAACGUGGCCUUCAGGAAAACCUUCUGCAGCCUGCUGCGCUGCCACGGCAGGAGGCUGUGACGACACCAAUCUAACCCUAAACACUGAACCCAA
Messenger RNA from Sphaeramia orbicularis (orbiculate cardinalfish), 1257 nucleotides. It is a transcript of the gene chrm4b, whose product is annotated as cholinergic receptor, muscarinic 4b. The record is from RefSeq and is a predicted model, not a curated record. The transcript is spliced from 2 exons. The coding region runs from base 1 to 1224 and encodes 407 amino acids. Gene Ontology annotation, cellular component: plasma membrane; dendrite; synapse. NCBI's taxonomy places the organism in Eukaryota, Metazoa, Chordata, Actinopteri, Kurtiformes, Apogonidae. Gene Ontology annotation, biological process: chemical synaptic transmission; adenylate cyclase-inhibiting G protein-coupled acetylcholine receptor signaling pathway; G protein-coupled receptor signaling pathway, coupled to cyclic nucleotide second messenger. Gene Ontology annotation, molecular function: G protein-coupled acetylcholine receptor activity; G protein-coupled serotonin receptor activity.